AUGAUGCUGAUACUUAAGGACCUUUAUCUGGUGAAAUUCUCGUCAAAGAGGGGAGGCGCCGGCGACAACGCCGCUGGUGAUUUGGAAAAUACCGAAAUCUGCAUGCUCAAAACAAGUGAUAAAGCAAGCAAGGGUAUCAGGGAAUAUUUGACAGCGGCAUCGGAUCAGCCUUCUCCGUAUGACUCGAUCAAUUGCACCACCGCCGCAUACUGA
Molecule: messenger RNA, 213 nt
Organism: Penicillium alfredii
Lineage: Eukaryota; Fungi; Ascomycota; Eurotiomycetes; Eurotiales; Aspergillaceae
Exons: 1
Coding region: 1-213 (70 amino acids)
Source: RefSeq, a predicted model, not a curated record